CGGGAAAGUACCAGAUCUCAACAGCGGAGAAAAAAAUCCACGCAAGGCAGAUUUUGAACUGUAGCACUACUUCGCCAUGCUCCACAUUAUUUUCCCUGUCGCGUUGCUGGCUGUCUCGACGCUGUCCUCGACAGUCGCUUUUUUGCACCCUAGAACAUCUCGGCAGUUUCAACAUACAUCAGCCUUACCGCAUCGAUUGCAAACUCGCCUUUUCAGGGUAAAACACUCAAUAGAGCUCCCACCCAAUGAGUUUUCUCGCAAGCUGCAGCCGAGCCGUAUUUUGAAGAUCAAACGCGACUACGAUAUUGACAUCGAGGCUUCGCAGGAAGAGUGUCAGGCCCUUGCAGACCGUUUUGACCUUUCCGAUAUUGCAAAGCUGAGUGCUUCGCUCAAAUUACGCCAAGAACGGAUCGGGGGAUCUCGCGCUGGGACGAAUGGUGUGGAGGUGGAAGGAUCCGUUACUGCCACCGUAACGCAACGCUGCGUUCGCACAAAUGAAGAGUUUCAGGUCAAUCUGGAAUUUCCACUAUACUGUAUUGUUCGGCCAGUAGUUCCCCUUGCCACCUUGAUGCAAGAAAAUGUUAAGGCUGUCAGACGAGACGAGCCUGCUGACUCAAAACCGAGAAAGAACUCAUAUAGGGGACAAGAUCGAAAUGUCGGUGAAAUGGAUAUGAUGGAGCUGCAGCGGAUGUUGCAGCAAGAUAUUUCUUCAGAAGACGACGCAUUGAUGGAAGACGAAGCAAUAUACCCUCUGGACGGCCUAUUUGAUGUAGGAGAGCUUGUUUCACAACUGUUUUGGCUGAAGCUGGACCCAUAUCCGAAGAAGCCAGGAACUGACUUUUUCUCAGCAUCAAUAUCCGGUUAAACUGUUAACAGCUUGUGGACGCCGAGUCGGCCCACACCAAAGAUCUUACCUCGGUUGUAUGCUACACACAGCGACCAAAUUACGUUCCGCAACUGAUUUGCGUGGUUGUGCUUCGCUUGAGGGCCGAUCGAGUUCGUGUGCGCUCUACUAAUGUCUAGUAAUGACAAUGUUGUUGGCU
Molecule: messenger RNA, 1043 nt
Organism: Phaeodactylum tricornutum CCAP 1055/1
Lineage: Eukaryota; Bacillariophyta; Bacillariophyceae; Surirellales; Neidiaceae
Exons: 1
Coding region: 77-865 (262 amino acids)
Source: RefSeq, a predicted model, not a curated record